Molecule: messenger RNA, 1283 nt
Organism: Cololabis saira (Pacific saury)
Lineage: Eukaryota; Metazoa; Chordata; Actinopteri; Beloniformes; Belonidae
Gene: elovl8b
Product: ELOVL fatty acid elongase 8b
Exons: 8
Coding region: 249-1040 (263 amino acids)
Biological process (GO): very long-chain fatty acid biosynthetic process; fatty acid elongation, saturated fatty acid; sphingolipid biosynthetic process
Cellular component (GO): endoplasmic reticulum membrane
Molecular function (GO): fatty acid elongase activity
Source: RefSeq, a predicted model, not a curated record
UCAAACCAGGAAAUGGUCUAAAUGUCAGCGCUUACUACCGUUAGUCCCGGUUUGAAAACCUCAGUAGUCAGAAAACAUUAAUCCACCAAACCGGCGCGUCAGUUUGUUCAUCAAGCUCCACUUGAGUCUUGGCGGCUGCGCAGAUUCCCGUCCAUCCGAAGUGAACUUUGGCAGCGAGCAACAGCUGCCAGACACCGUCCAAGAGGCUUUUCCAGCGCUGAAACUCCAAAUUGAAACAGUUUACAGGGAUGGCUUCUAUAUGGCAUAGGAUCCUGUCCAUACACCAGAAUUUAGUAGAGGAUGGAGAUAAGAGGACGGACCCCUGGCUGCUGGUCUACUCGCCUGUGCCGGUGUUAAUCAUCUUCCUGCUGUACCUCGGCGUGGUCUGGGCCGGCCCACGCCUCAUGAAACACAGAGAACCAGUUGAUCUCAAACCGGUUCUCAUAGUUUACAACUUUGCCAUGGUCGGCCUUUCCGCAUAUAUGUUCCACGAGUUCCUGGUCACGUCUUGGCUCUCAAACUACAGCUUCCUCUGUCAGCCGGUAGAUUACAGCACCCGUCCACUGCCAAUGAGGAUGGCCAACGCGUGCUGGUGGUUUUUCUUCUCCAAGGUCAUAGAGCUCAGCGACACGCUCUUCUUCAUCAUGAGGAAGAAGAACAAUCAGCUGAGUUUCCUCCACGUUUACCAUCACGGCACCAUGAUCUUUAACUGGUGGGCAGGAGUCAAGUAUUUGGCUGGAGGACAGUCAUUCUUCAUCGGCGUGGUAAACACGUUUGUUCAUAUCAUCAUGUACUCAUACUACGGGCUGGCGGCGCUCGGCCCUCACAUGCAGAAGUACCUGUGGUGGAAGCGGUACCUGACGUCCCUGCAGCUGGUGCAGUUCGUGCUCUUCCUCCUGCACACAGGCUACAAUCUGUUCGCAGAGUGCGACUUCCCUGACUCUAUGAACUUGUUUGUGUUUUGUUACUGCGUCACGCUCAUCAUCCUCUUCAGUAACUUCUACUACCAGAGCUACGUCAGCAGGAAGAAACAGAAAUGAGGCGGCUUCACUCGAUGGAGUGUCACAUGGAAGGAUUUUAUACGUUUGUGAAAGUGUCCCCUGCACAAUUUGUUUAUGUCCACAAGGGGGCACAAAAUACUCAUAUAGUCUAACGGUUUUUUCUCUCAUGGUGCUGCUAAAUUAAUGCUCUGCAAUCAAACGCAUAACUUGUAUUUAAAAUUUGCAAUUUUUUUUUUGUAUUUUUUUUGUAAGUACCAAAUAAAAGCAGACACUGUGCAGACA